AUGCGUGUGGUGCCCACGCUAAACCGAAGCUCGAGCUGGUGCUGGUACUCCCCGGUGCUGCUACUCUUGGUGCUUGGCCCCAUGACGGGCGCCUGGCGUUCUUUCAAGGUGAUCCUCACGGGCGUGGAGUACGAGGCCAACGGCAAAGUCGUGGACCUGAACGUGCAGCUGCACAACGACUCGGGCGACUCGAGGAUCAGCGUGGACGUGACCACACACGCGGACCUGCCGGACGUCCAGCUGCAGAUCAACGUGGCCCUGGAGACGGACACGGGCAACUACUCGACGCUGAUCAACCGAACCGUGAACUUCUGCAAGAUGAUGAAGCAGCGCAGCUCGGAUCCCCUGGUGCGGCUCCUCUACGACGACCUGCUCAAGCACGGCAGCUUCUUCAAGGAGUGCCCCGUCCGGAGCGGCACCUACAGCCUCCGCGGCUACAGGGUGGACGAGGAGACGCUGCCCAGCUUCCUGCCCGAGGCAAACUUCAAGCUGGUCGUCCUCAUCCUCAGGCCCAAGAACGAGAUGCUCUCGCGGACCACCAUCUAUGGGCGCAUCGACAAGUCCAAGGGAUUCGACAAUCUCAAGAGGUUCAGCCUAGGCUGA
Molecule: messenger RNA, 603 nt
Organism: Drosophila persimilis
Lineage: Eukaryota; Metazoa; Arthropoda; Insecta; Diptera; Drosophilidae
Exons: 2
Coding region: 1-603 (200 amino acids)
Source: RefSeq, a predicted model, not a curated record